AUGAAAGACAAACCACCCAUCAGCUGCACAAUGCCAAGCAACAGUGGGCAAAAGUUUCUUGUCUUGUUCAUUGAGAGCAUCGUCGAUACAUGUAAACAGGAUCUCGUGAUAACAACAAUGAGCACAGUGGACGUUACUGUCAAGAUAUCAGCUCCGUUACGCCUGGAUCUCCUGCCACAAAUGACGACAACUGUUUACCAAGGAAACUCUUCUUUGAUCAACGUGGCCAGUGAGCUUAAUGUUCUUCAAACCGGGAUCAGCAAUAAUGGAAUCCUCAUAGAGAGUGAUGGAGACAUUACAGUGCAGGGCUACAGCCAGAGUCUCUCUUCAGCAGAUGGAGACAGCACUGGGGGGUUUCAAGCUCUGCCAAUCAGCUCUCUGGGAACAGAAUACAUGGUUACAACAUACUGUGAAGAGUACGUCUGUCAAGUUGCUAUAGCAGCUGUUGUCGAUACCUCUGUAAGGGUCCAGUUUAAAUUGGCCCAACCAUACACAUUAUCAUAUAACCUGAGUCAAUAUGGAGACGGUGAUGUCCUAACGGUCAGCCUCAAGGCUUACCAAGUCCUUCAGCUGCAGAUUGCCACCGACAUGUCUGGAACUAUAAUAACAUCACUGGAUAAAGUGGCAGUUUUUGUUGGUUCGGACUGGACACCAAUAAUGCCAUGGAAAAACGACGGGCUCGGUGACUUCAUGGUUGAACAGAUGCCCCCUCUUAACACAUGGGGAUGUUCUUAUGUUGUGACGUCAUUUCCGGGUCGGUCAUCAUCAGAUUUGGUUACAAUCGUGGCAGCAGAAAACACAGCUGAGGUGACAGAUUCUUCAGGAAGCACCUACACGAUUGGGUACAGAAACAGACAUACUCUGAAUCUUGCUUCGGGAACGUCUCUGUAUCUUAGUUCAACUUCAAGAAUUAUUGUUGCUCAAUUCACCAUGAGCCCUGAACGAUUUGUGACAGAUACAGACCCAAGCAUGCUUCUCGUUCCUCCGAUAGAUCAAUGGAAGACGUCCUAUGAUUUUGAAAUCAUUGAUCUGACUCCCACUAACUUUGUCACAUCAGUAACAAUAUUCGCCAAUACAUCCUGUGUUGGGCUUGUACGUUUGGAUGGGAAUCAAAUACCAUCAGCAACGUGGUCAGGGAUACAAAACACAGAAUUUUCGUCGAGCACUAUUGUUUUGUCCAAUCAAGCCUACAGGAUUGGAACAUCAGAUGUCAGGUGCCAAGGCUUUUCAGGGUACAUUUAUCAAAAGGCGUACAAGACAGCUAUGUCAUUCGCACUUGGAGGAUAUCUUCAAGUAAAUCAUACUGAUUGCAUGCCAUCUGUGACAACAUCUUCAACUACUGUCACCAGUGCAACAUCAACGAGAUCUGUUAACAGCAUUCUCACAUCUGAAGAUAGUCUGGUCCCAACCCUGCAUACAACUGCCCUUCAAACAUCAAACAGCCUUAUGAAACUGUCACAAAGUUCAGAGGAGUCAGUUCCAACGACCAGUGCGAGAGCCCUUUCAGCCCAAAGUUCAGAUCAAUCUCCUGGUGUGUCGAGUACAUCAGUGUUAUCAGUCGAAGCAUUAAGUACCUCCAUCACAAGUUCCCCUGUUGAAACACAGAUCACCUCAGUCGAAGGAUUAAGUACCUCCAUCACAAGUUCCCCUGUUGAAACACAGAUCACCUCAGUCGAAGCAUUAAGCACUUCCUUCACAAGUUCCCCUUUUGAAAUACAGAUCACCUCAGUCGAAGUAUUAAGUACCUCCAUCACAAGUUCCCCUGUUGAAACACAGAUCACCUCAGGCCAGGGCGUGUCAACACAUGAUCCAUCAACGUACGCCUCUGAAACAACAGCACCGAGUAUGGCCACAAACACUGAACAGUCCAGAUCGAUUGAUCAAACAGUGAACAAAACACUGGGAGAAGCAUCGGUAGCUUCUUUGUCUACUGCUGAUAUUAUCACAACAUCCACCACCAGCAUCACUGAUAAGAUGGUCAGUUCUGGUUUUCAAUUUUCAUCAUCUGUGCCUUCAGUCUACUUUGCUUCGAGUGCUCUCUGCAACUGCAGCUGCAAACUUUUUGAAAAUACCUGGGUAGAUGUAGACUUGUUAAAGAGUGCUUUGGCUGUGGAUAAAUCCAUACUAUCCAAGACUAUACGUAAAAGAAUCAGCAUCCCUGAUGACAGACCAAGUGCAGUUACUCUGGGAUGGGUCGGCAUCAUUUUCAUUGUUCUCAUCCUUAUGUUCCUGACAGUUCCUGAUAUAUUUACCGUUCUCGUGUAUGUCUUAAAACCAGGGAAAAAGAUGUAAUACUGUGUAAAUGUGUUUCACAGUAACAGUGAAUCGUAAAGGCCUUUCAGGAUCACUGUUAAGAUGUGUCACCAUGAUCUGCAUGGAUCUUUGACAUAUUGUUUUUUUCUAAUGGGGGCCAAAUGUACAGGUAUAUACAACGUAAGUCACACCAAAUAGAAACAAACAAAUGCCCGAAUAAAAGAAGUCCGUGGUUCAGUUAAAUUGUCUUUGACAUAUCUGUCAGAAGAGAUCUUUUUAAAAUGAAUCAAAGUUUAACUAUUCAGCUAUGUGAAAGUAUUUUUCAUUUCAUUUGGAAACAGUUUACAAAAGCAUAAUUCGACCAACAAUCGAUACUAUUGUUAUAUGACAGUGUAAAUAUUGUUUGUUUGAUAGGCAUU
Messenger RNA from Haliotis rufescens (red abalone), 2672 nucleotides. RefSeq names its product mucin-22-like. Lineage: Eukaryota; Metazoa; Mollusca; Gastropoda; Lepetellida; Haliotidae. The transcript is spliced from 3 exons. The coding region runs from base 1 to 2292 and encodes 763 amino acids. The record is from RefSeq and is a predicted model, not a curated record.